AACAAUGAUAGCUCUGUUGCUGCUGGCGCUGGCUGCUCACUCCUUUGCUGUGCCUCUGCCUUCAGAGGACAAAGACGACUUGCUGUUAGCAGAGAAGUACCUCCGUCGGUUCUAUGGCCUUCCAGCUGGUCUCCAAGGUCGACAGAGGUCGUCAGUUGCCUUUCAAAGCAAGAUCAAGGAGAUGCAAAAAUUCUUCAAACUCAAGGUGACAGGAAAUCUGGAUGACAACACUUUGGAUCUGAUGAAACAGGCCAGAUGUGGCGUCCCAGACAUCGGGGAGUACAACCACUUCCCUAGAAACCUCAAAUGGCAAAAUAAUGAGGUCACAUUUAGGAUACUGAAUUAUACACCAGAUCUAAAGAAGACUGAUGUGGACAGAGCUGUCCGCAACGCACUCAAUGUUUGGUCUGAUGUCACCCCUCUGACUUUUAAGAAGCUGCAUCAGGGCAAUGCUGACAUUAUGAUCAGUUUUGGAUCAAAAGAGCAUGGAGACUACAAUCCUUUUGACGGGCCUAAUGGAUUGCUUGCUCAUGCCUACCCACCCGGCCAAGGCAUCGGAGGCGACACUCACUUUGAUGAGGAUGAACACUGGACCAAAGACUCAUCAGCUUACAACCUGUUUAUAGUGGCGGCCCAUGAGUUGGGCCACGCCCUCGGUAUGUCCCAUUCUGCAGACCCGGGUGCCCUCAUGUACCCCGUCUACUCAUACACUACAGGCUACCCGCUGGCUGAGGAUGACAUUGAAGGCAUUCAAGCUCUCUAUGGCCCAAACCCAAACCCAAGGAAAGUGAAGCCAAAGCCUGACGCACCAAACAAAUGUGACCCCAUGUUAAGUUUUGAUGCCGUCACAGAGCUCAGAGGGGAAACCAUCAUCUUCAAAGACAGGUUCUACUGGCGUCUGCAUCCUCAAAUGCCGGAGCCUGAGCAGACACUGAUCAAGUCAACAUGGCCGUCCAUCCCUAACAAGGUGGACGCAGCAUAUGAGAACCCAGAGAAGGAUGUAGUCAUGAUAUUUAGCGGGAUCCGAAUGUGGGCUUUGAAUGGAUAUAACCUUGUGGAUGGUUAUCCAAAGUACAUACACAAACUUGGACUUCCUAAGAAGAUAAGGAAAAUAGAUGCUUCUGUGUACAUCAGAGACACUGGGAAGACUCUGCUUUUCACUGAUGAGGACUAUUGGAGCUAUGAUGAGGCAACAGGCACGAUGGAUAGCGGAUACCCACGAUCCAUUGAGGAGGAUUUUCCUGGGAUGGAUGACGAGAUCGACGCGGCUAGUUAUCACUAUGGAUACUUGUAUUUCUUCCACGAACAUAUGCAGUACGAGUACAGCUACACCUCAAGGAAGGUCAUUCGCAUCAUGAGGACCAACUCAAUUCUCAACUGCUGAUGAAGAAAUCUGUAACUGUCAGCGAUGGCUUGAACGUAUAUGUGGCUUUAUUGUAUGAACAGGGAAAUGGGUAUGUGUAGGUUUAACCUGUUAAAGUUAAAAUUAAGGAAAAGUGUUUAUUUUUAUUAGUGCUGGACACAUGUAGGUCAUGCAGUCUAAUCUGUCAGACACAGAA
Messenger RNA from Plectropomus leopardus (leopard coralgrouper), 1559 nucleotides. It is a transcript of the gene mmp13b, whose product is annotated as matrix metallopeptidase 13b. Gene Ontology annotation, biological process: extracellular matrix organization; collagen catabolic process; proteolysis. Gene Ontology annotation, molecular function: zinc ion binding; metalloendopeptidase activity. The record is from RefSeq and is a predicted model, not a curated record. Gene Ontology annotation, cellular component: extracellular matrix. NCBI's taxonomy places the organism in Eukaryota, Metazoa, Chordata, Actinopteri, Perciformes, Serranidae.